AGCCAUUUCUUCUCAAGCCCACCUUCGCAUGCCACCCAGGGGCCUCCCCCGCCAGCUCGUCCCCAGCCCGCGCGGGCUCGCCGCGUCUCCUCCCUCCCUUCUCCCCAGCCCUCCCCGCGUCCUCCCCAGGGGCUGGCCCGCCAUGUCGGGCGCCGCGGGCGGAGGGGAGGGCGUCCGCUUGUGGGCGAUCUCGGACAUCCACACGGACAUGCCCGAGAACAUGGCGUGGCUCCGGGGCCUCGACGGGAGCGAGACCUCGAAGGACGCCCUGAUCCUCGCGGGCGACGUGUCCCACAGAGCAGCGGUCCUUCGGGAGACGCUCCGCCUGUGCAAGGAGCGCUUCGCCCGGGUCUUCUUCUGCGCCGGCAACCACGACCUCUGGCACGACGAGGCCGCGCGGCCGUCGCGGCCCUCCAUUGACGCCGUGGAGAAGCUGCGCCGCAUUGUCGACGUGUGCGACGAGCUCGGGGUCGAGUGUGCUCCGGCGGAGUUCGGCGAUUCUUCAGGCAGCGCGCUCGUGGUGCCGCUUCAGUCGUGGCACCACCCGCAGUGGGACACAGAGCCAGACAUUGACACGCACUGGGACGGCGUGGCUCCUGUCGAACAGAUCAUGAUGGACUACGCCUGCACGUCCUGGCCUCGAGGAGUUCAGAUAGGGGACGGCACGGCCGCGCAGGCGGUCGACGGCGUCAACGACGAGCUCUUCGACAUGGACGAGCUGCUGGAGAGAAGGGCGCGCUGCGAGGCGGUGGUGUCAUUCUCGCACAUGCUGCCCCGCCAGGACCUCCUCCCGGAGAAGCGCUACCUCUUCACGCCGGCCCUGGCGAAGGCCUCGGGCUCCGUCCCCCUGCGGCGGCGCGUGGAGCGCCUCCGGCCAGACGUGCACGUCUUCGGCCACACGCACUUCGGCUACGACCUCGACCUGGACGGGGUGCGCUACGUGCAGGCGCCCCUCUCGUACCCGGCCGAGCGGAGGAGGCGAGGCAGCACCGUGGCGGUGGGCCCCUUCCUCGGCGGCCGGCCGCAGCCGUUCCUGCUCUGGGGCUCCGCCGCGUCCUGGGCGCCGCGCAGCGGGGGCGCCUGGUCCGAGUACGCCAAGAGGUAUGGCCGCCGCCCGGAGGUCACGUGGAUCCUGCCGGCCUACUCGGCAGACCUCUACCGCCCCAAGACGGCCGCCGCAUGCGUGGGCUGGCUGGAGGGCCGCAUGCCCUCGUGGCUGUUCGGGCCGCGCGGCCUCCGCGUCGAGGAGGCCCGGGCGGUGGCCGAGCAGAUCGGCACCGCCAUGGCCUCAGGGAAGCCUCGGCCUGGGCGGGACGAGCCCAAGUGGAUCGAGCCGGCCGAGCUCCAGCGCCUGCGGGAGCGGGAGGCCUGCGUGGUCGUCGACGUGCGCGCGGACGCGGACGCCGCCGCCGGGCGCCUCCCGGGGAGCGUGGCGCUGCCCCACCCGACGGGCACCGAGGGCUUCCCUCGAAGAGGACAAGACUGCACGGCCAUGGACCUUUUUCUUCCCGAGCUCCGCGCGGAGCGCCGAAAGGUUCAUGCCUGUGCCGCGUUCUCCUCUUCCGUUCCCGGCGCUGCCCGAUGCAGAGCUCCUGGCGCUCGGCGAGCGGCUCAUGAGCGGGCGCCUGGUGGUGGUGGGCCGCUCCGGCCACGACGAGCGCGCCGCCCUGCACGCGGCCGCGCUGCUGGGCGCCUUCCUGCGGGUGCGGUGCAGCGGCAUGCUGGUGCUCCGGGGCGGGGCGGAGGCGUGGGAGGCCCUCGGCGCGGGGGCGGAGCCGCGCGGCUGAGCCGCCGCGGUCUCGCGCAGGGCAGGGCACACUCGGAGGGCGCCAGCUCUC
This is a messenger RNA of Prorocentrum cordatum, 1838 nucleotides long. NCBI's taxonomy places the organism in Eukaryota, Dinophyceae, Prorocentrales, Prorocentraceae. The record is from the annotation of a GenBank genome assembly.